AUGGAGAAUCUUUCCAUAGGAAACGAGCUCAAGGAUUCGUACAGCAUCACAGAGAAAUGGGUCACCAACGGAAUCAAUUGGUUAACGGACAUUGACGAAUUUUAUAAAGAGAGAGCCAUCAUUGAGAGGGAAUAUGCCACCAAGCUUCGGGAGUUGACCAAACGUCACUUCGACAAGAAAGCAAAGAACUCGUCGCGGUUGUCGGUGGGAGACGAGCCUCAGAUCACACCUGGAUCACUAGAGUCUGCGUCUGUGGUACUCUGGAACGAGGUUUUGACCCAAACAGAAGCUAUUGCCAAAGAGAGAGAUCACUUUGCGCUGGAAAUCAGCAACAAGAUUUGCUCCAACUUGGACAAAUUGCAGGUCAAGCUGAACAAGAUAGCAAGACAUAUUGCUACUAUUAACGAAUUCUUGGAUCUGGAGAAAAAGGCCACAGAAGAUGACGUUUCUAAGGCUAAGAAGAACUACGAUGCGCUUUGCCAGGGUACAGAGAAUGCCCGACAGAAGACAGAGAAGUCUGCCGGUGACAAGUAUCUGCGGCGUCUUGAAGAGAAGGAGGUGGAGAUGAACAUCGGAAAGAACAAUUACUUGAUCCGGAUCAGUGUAGCCAACCGCUUGAAAGACAAGUACUAUUUCCAGGACUUGCCAGAGCUUCUCGACUACUUCCAGGAUUUGAACGAGUCGAGAGUGGGGAUCUUGAACAAGCUCUUGAAGAAUGCCAGCAUAAUUGAGCGCAACAGCAACGAUAAGGUUAAGGAACAUUUACACGAGAUCGAUAGUACCAUCGAGCAGAAUAACCCCAAGUUGGAUACUGCUAUGUAUAUCAAGCACAAUGCGGUGGCUUGGAAGGAGCCACAGGACUUCUACUUCAUCCCUUGUGAUUUCUGGCACGACGACGAGUCUCUUAUCAUUAAAGAGCCUGAAUUGACAGACUUGAAGAAACGCUUGAAUGUUAGCUUAAAUGGAUAUGCUGUUUCCAAAGAGUCUACACUUAGUGCCAAGCAGAAGCUUGAGGAGGUGUCACAGAAGCGGAAAGCCAGCGACGACUCGCUCACUUUGAAGUUUGACAUGGCGUUAGAUGAUGCAUUGACCCUACUUCAGAAGUUCAUGCGUGAAGAUUCCGCGAGGGUCAAGAACGAAGUCGAGAUCGAGAUUAUUCAGAAUUUCGCAGGAGAUCAAGAUUUAUCGUAUGUGGAGGUGAAGAAGGAGAAGAAGAGAACAUCAGCAGGCAAGGCCACUGCCAUCUACCCGUACGAGGCUACUGGUAAUGACGAAAUAUCAAUGGCACAGGGCGAAGAUCUUGAUGUGGUAGAGGAAGAUGACGGAUCUGGCUGGACAAUGGUAAGACUGACUCAGAGUGGAAAGCAGGGCCUCGCACCUACAAGUUACUUAGAGAUUAACAAGAAUUACGACGGGAACAAGAAGAAAGGACCGUCUGUUGCACCCAAAAGAGGAGCAAAGAGGGUGCAGUAUGUGGAGGCUUUGUAUGAUUACACUGCCGAUGAAGAUAAUGAAUUGAGCAUCGUUGCAGGCGACAGAAUAGUGUUGAUACAAGAAGACACGGAUGGGAGUGGAUGGACAGAAGGAGAGCUCAACGGCGCGAGGGGACUUUUCCCAACUUCUUAUGUCAAAAAGAUAUAG
Messenger RNA from Sungouiella intermedia, 1641 nucleotides. NCBI's taxonomy places the organism in Eukaryota, Fungi, Ascomycota, Pichiomycetes, Serinales, Metschnikowiaceae. The record is from the annotation of a GenBank genome assembly.